AUGGCUAUUUUUUCAUGUUGCACUGAAGUCCAGUUAGCAAAAGAUAACUAUCAUAUUAAAAAAUUUAAUGAAAAAAAAUUGAAUAAUGAUAAUAAAAUAAAAAAAGAAAAACUUAACAAUAAUGAUAUAAAAAAAAAAAUUAAUAAUGAAAAAGAAAGAAAAAUAGAUGACAAAGUAAAAGAUAAAACAUCUAACAAUUCUAAAAAUAAUAAAUUCAAACAGAAAAAAAGUGAAUUUAAAAAUAAGAAAAGAAAUUUUCCUAAAAAUCAAGAAAACAUGACUUCUGAAUCAGUGUUAGAACUAAAAGAUAAUCAAUGGAAUGUUUCUAAUUUCAAGAAUUCAGGAACUGUUAAGUUAAAUGAAGUUGAAUUAAACAAUGCUGUUAAUAUAUUUAACUCUGAAAAUACCACUUUUGUAAUAGAAAAUGAUAAAUUUAAAUCAUUACAGAUUCAAAAAUGUGUAAAAUGUAAUAUAGUUUUAAAUAAUUUAAUAUCUUCAAUUGAAAUUAUUGAUUCUAAAAAAAUAAAAGUUCAAGCUCUUGGAAAAUGUUCCUCUAUUACUAUAGAUAAAUGCGUAGGCGUAGAUAUUUAUUUAUCAAAGGAAAAUACUGAAACAGAAUUUACAACAGCAUUAUCAGCUGAGAUGAAUAUUCAUUUAGAAAAUGAGGAUAAUGAUUGGAAUGAAAUUACCAUUCCUGAACAAUUUCAACAUCAAUUAGAAAACGGAAAACUUAAUACAAGAGUCUCGGAUUUAUAUAAGUAUUAA
Messenger RNA from Plasmodium gallinaceum, 765 nucleotides. It is a transcript of the gene CAP, whose product is annotated as cyclase-associated protein, putative. The transcript has 2 exons. NCBI's taxonomy places the organism in Eukaryota, Apicomplexa, Aconoidasida, Haemosporida, Plasmodiidae. The coding region runs from base 1 to 765 and encodes 254 amino acids. Gene Ontology annotation, biological process: cytoskeleton organization; regulation of adenylate cyclase activity. Gene Ontology annotation, cellular component: cytoplasm. The record is from RefSeq and is a predicted model, not a curated record. Gene Ontology annotation, molecular function: actin binding; adenylate cyclase binding.